Messenger RNA from Syngnathus typhle (broad-nosed pipefish), 1954 nucleotides. RefSeq names its product limb and neural patterns a (gene lnpka). The record is from RefSeq and is a predicted model, not a curated record. Gene Ontology annotation, cellular component: endoplasmic reticulum tubular network. NCBI's taxonomy places the organism in Eukaryota, Metazoa, Chordata, Actinopteri, Syngnathiformes, Syngnathidae. The transcript has 13 exons. Gene Ontology annotation, biological process: endoplasmic reticulum tubular network organization. The coding region runs from base 195 to 1370 and encodes 391 amino acids.
AACUCCAUCACAGAACAAAUGUUUUUGGGUGUUGAAACGGGACACGCCCCCUAAGUUUGACACCAUCUAAACCAGGAGAGCUGUCGGCAGUCAGUACAAGACACAGGAAAGUCCAACCAGUCAGAUCCACGCAAGGUGGAAGACGUCAAACAGUGAAAACAUUUCUAAAGAGGCUCCAAUCUCCUUUCGCCACGAUGGGGGCUGCCAUCUCUCGGUGGAAGGCCAAGCCUUCCACUGUGGAGAUUUUGGAGGGACUAGAUAAGGACAUUCAUCUUUAUGAGGAGCACGGUGAAAAAUACCAAAGGCAGCUGAAGUUCUGGCUUGGCCGACUGCUUAUGUACUCUGCGGUUCUCUACCUCAUCACCUGCGCAGUGGUGUACUGCUGGUACCUACCAGAACAGCUCAUGGGGCGCUUUAUUCUCGCUCUUCCCUUUGUUAUCUUUCCUUUAUUAGUGUGGUUGCUUCGAAAACUCCUGAUAAUAAUAUUCUCACGAAGAUUUGAAAAGAAUAAUGAAAAACUGGAGACGCUUAAAGUGCAAAAGAAGAAAAUACUUGCAGAAGUUAUGGAAACCGAGACAUAUAAGAAUGCAAAGAUGAUUCUGGAAAGAUUUGAUCCCGAUUCCAAGCGGAGAAUUGAACUUGAAUCGACUCCACUCGGACCCCAGAUGACGCCAAAAGCAGGCCAAGAGCUCCGCCAGCGCAAUGUCAUCCCAAAAACCCCGGCGGCGGUCAAUCCCGCCAGCGGCGUAGCGGGCCGCCCACCUCUUUCCAGCGGGCCCGGACGAUCGUCCCACUCUGCUCCGGGAGGACCCCCAGAGAGGUUCCUGUCGGCCGCGGCUGCUCAGGAGAGCUUGAUGAGAAAGACCAUGACCCCUGGAACACCUGCUCCAGGAUUUGGGAUGCACCCGCCGGGCCCGCCCCUGGCCAGACCAGUACUACCAAGAAACAGGGGGGCUAUGGACAGAGUCCUGGAGUACCUUGUUGGAGAUGGCCCACAAAACAGAUUCGCUCUGAUAUGCCAGCAGUGUGUGUCCCACAAUGGCAUGGCGUUAAAAGAGGAAUUUGAAUACGUCGCCUUCCGAUGCGCAUAUUGUUAUUUCCUCAACCCUGCAAGGAAGAGCAGACCUCAAGCACCCAGACUUCCCGAGGUCACUGGUGAGCUCAAGAUGUCUUCGGAGGCACCCUCCUCAUCAUCCACUGCCGAUGAAGACUCCCCGCAACCUCUUAAAGGGGACAUACAACAUGCAACCCCCCCGACCCCGCCAGGGUCCAGUCUUGACUCAGAGCCCGAAAGCACUCCCAAGUCACAAGACGAGCCCUCUGAGAAAUCAGAUGGAGAGCAGGAUUUGUCUGCCAUGGAUGUGGAGUAAAGAAAGCGCAUUUCACAUCAUCUGGAACUUUGUCGAAACCGAUUGAAAGAGGAAAGGCCGUCGUACCCGUCGGGUUUGACUGUAUUCGGCCUUUUGCUUUGGCGAGCCUUUUUAUCGUAGCGCGUGUGGUAGGAAACUCCUCACCAAGCAAUUGUCGGAUCCUCUGUAGUUUUGUCAAGCUGGAUUUAUACAGGUUUACCUCCGUCAUUGAUGUCACGUCUUACUAGAAAAGUGUUUCUGGAAUGCAUUUUUAUUUAUAAAGUCUAUUUACUGCUGUGCCUUAGCUAUGUUGACUUUCAUAGCAAAGUGGUGCAACCAACAUGUUUACACGCGACGGUACAAUAGAAAGCACUAGCAAUAUGUAUUUAUUUCCACAAAGAGGGAAGGGAGACUAACGUUGGUACUGCGCACCCGCUGGACGUGCCUUUUACAUUUUAAAUGGCUUCCUCUUGUGUAUUUUGUGAUGUAACCUAUUUACAUUUUGACAAUCUCUUUAAAUGUUUUCACUCAAGUGAAUGGAUGUGUGUUUGCUGUGAAUGUGUCAGUUUAAGUGUAAAUAAUAUGAAAAUAAAUUUUUGAGAACA